This is a messenger RNA of Lottia gigantea (owl limpet), 510 nucleotides long. RefSeq lists its product as hypothetical. The transcript has a single exon. Gene Ontology annotation, biological process: Rho protein signal transduction; regulation of Rho protein signal transduction. Gene Ontology annotation, molecular function: actin binding. The record is from RefSeq and is a predicted model, not a curated record. NCBI's taxonomy places the organism in Eukaryota, Metazoa, Mollusca, Gastropoda, Lottiidae. The annotation marks the transcript as partial. Gene Ontology annotation, cellular component: plasma membrane.
AUGGCGGAGGAAGUGAUAGUCGUAGCGAAAUAUGAUUAUAAAGCUGAAAAUACUCAGGAAUUGAAUAUCAAAAGAAAUGAGCGAUUGACGUUGUUGGAUGAUAGCAAGGAUUGGUGGAAAGUUCAAAAUACUGGGAACAAAUCAGGAUAUGUGCCCUCAAAUUAUGUUAAACGUGUCAAACCCAAAGUAGGGUUGUUAACAUCCUUAAAACAUUCUAUCGGAAGGAGUAAGAAGGAUCAGCGUGAACGAGGAGCCGUGACGUGUGCAUCGCCAUCAUUGCGAAAUGGAGAUGCGCACAGAAAUCAAUCACACCGCACACCACCACAAAAUAAUGCCACUGCACAAGUUAUAUACGAACCAGCUACAGUCAAGUACAUGUACACUGCACAACGUACGGACGAAAUGUCCUUGAUGAAGGGCGAAACUAUCGUUGUGGUUGAAAAAUCAAGCGAUGGUUGGUGGAAGGGACAAAAAGACGAUGGAACAGUUGGGUGGUUUCCGUCAAAUUAU